Messenger RNA from Sphenostylis stenocarpa, 1392 nucleotides. The record is from the annotation of a GenBank genome assembly. NCBI's taxonomy places the organism in Eukaryota, Viridiplantae, Streptophyta, Magnoliopsida, Fabales, Fabaceae.
AUGGUUUUUGGAUCUUUAGGAAGCAUGCUGACUAAAUCCAAGGGGCUGCGACUUUUCUGGUUCUUUUUGACAGACUUAGGGUUAUUGUCUGAAAUGGCAUCGGUAUCUAGUCAGCCGCAGUUCCGUUACACUCAGCCACCGUCAAAGGUGCUUCAUUUGAGAAACUUGCCAUGGGAGUGCACAGAGGAGGAACUGAUUGAACUUGGGAAGCCGUUUGGAAAAGUUGUGAACACGAAAUGCAAUGUCGGGGCAAAUAGAAAUCAAGCCUUUAUUGAAUUUGCAGAUUUAAAUCAGGCCAUUGCAAUGAUAUCAUACUAUGCCUCAUCAUCAGAGCCUGCUCAAGUACGAGGGAAAACUGUAUACCUACAAUAUUCAAAUAGGCAAGAAAUAGUGAAUAAUAAAACGGCUGCGGAUGUUCCUGGGAAUGUAUUGUUGGUAACGAUUGAGGGUGCAGAUGCACGUCUUGUCAGCAUUGAUGUCUUGCAUUUGGUUUUUUCAGCCUUUGGAUUUGUGCAUAAGAUUACUACCUUUGAGAAGACAGCAGGAUUUCAGGCACUUGUGCAAUUCUCAGAUGCAGAGACUGCCACCUCUGCGAAGGAUGCUUUGGAUGGAAGAAGCAUACCUAGGUAUUUGCUUCCUGAGAAUAUGGGACCAUGUACCCUUAGGAUCACAUAUUCUGGUCAUUCAGAUUUAAGUGUGAAGUUUCAAAGUCACAGGAGCAGAGACUAUACUAAUCCCUACCUUCCUGUUGCUCCAUCAGCUGUGGAGGGAAGUGGACAGGCUAUGGUUGGUUUGGAUGGGAAAAGACUAGAGACCGAGAGUAAUGUUCUUCUUGCAUCUAUUGAGAACAUGCAAUAUGCUGUAACAUUGGAUGUCUUACACAUGGUUUUCUCUGCUUUUGGACCUGUCCAAAAAAUUGCAAUGUUUGAUAAGAAUGGUGGUUUGCAGGCUCUGAUUCAAUAUCCAGAUACUCAGACAGCUGUUGUAGCCAAGGAAGCCUUGGAAGGCCAUUGCAUAUAUGAUGGAGGUUUUUGCAAGCUUCACAUUUCAUACUCACGACAUACUGAUCUUAGUAUAAAGGUCAAUAAUGAUAGGAGCAGAGACUAUACUAUUCCUAAUUCGCCCGUUGUGAACGCCCAACCCUCUAUUUUAGGGCAACAAUCUGUUCCCAUGAUGGGCCCUCCUGGCCAACCGUACAAUGGGUCUCAGGCUGGAUGGGGGACAGGUCCACCAGCAGUGGUUCAGUCUAUGCCAAUGCAGAUGCACAAUAAUGUUUAUAUGCCACCUGGAAGUAUGCCACAACAAAUGGCCCCUGGAAUGCAAUUUCCAAGUCAUAACGCACCACAACCUACAACAUCAUUGCCCGCAUAUGGAUCUGAUCGUGCUCAAUAG